Molecule: messenger RNA, 27148 nt
Organism: Podarcis lilfordi (Lilford's wall lizard)
Lineage: Eukaryota; Metazoa; Chordata; Lepidosauria; Squamata; Lacertidae
Source: the annotation of a GenBank genome assembly
AUGACAGCCAGGCAGAGAGUAGUGCGGGUGUCCACCGAGCAGCCGAACUACAUUGCCUGCGUGCUGGGGACAGAAAUCUCGAUAGACAUCCAUGGGUAAGUGAUGGCAUUUCUGUGGGCAAGUGAUGGCAUUUUGCAUGGGCUGGCAGUUGAGCGUUUGUGAGAACAGGCAGCCCUGGGUGGUUAAAGGGCGUUGUGAGCUUGGUGCUGGGUUCGAUCUUAGGUGUGUCUGGCAAUAAGCAAGCUCAUUGUUUUUCUGGUCUCUGCCCUACAGCAUUGUUGUGAGUGGGACUGAGGUGAUGCACGUGGGGCACUGAGGGGAAAAUGUGCUGUAAAUCCUUAUUUUUAAAAAAUGUAUUGGCACAGGGUCUAAUAUAUUUUAAGCAAUACUUCCUUGAAGGGUCAUCCCUGACAACAGACCUCUCCAACAGAACACCUGCUUUGCAUGCAGAAGGUCCCGGGUUCAAUCUCUGGCAUCUCCAGGUAGGGUUGGGGAGGUCUCCCUAGGGAGCUGCUGCCAGUCAGUGUAGACAUUACAGAGCUAGAUGGAUCUAUGGUCUGACUUGCUAGAAGGCAACUUCCUUCCAGCUAUUAAAAAACUCAGAAACUAUAGCUCACCAGGGGUUGACGCCCAGAAAUCCCUGACCAGUGGCUAUGAUGGCUGGGAUUCCAUACCGUCCAACAUUUGUCCAAUGAAAAUAGGGACAAUUCAACAACAACGUUUCUGAAUAAUAAUGCUGGGCUCGAUGAGCCACUGGCUUGAUUCAGCAGGCUCUUCUUACAUUAUGCUUCUAUGUUAUUUAUUCAUCUGUUUCAUAAAAUGUAUACACCACUUGAUGGUAAAAAGCUAAUAAUCCUCAAAGCACUUUACAAAAGAUAAAACAGGAAAAUCAGGAAAAAUUUGCAGCCACGCUUCAAAAUAUACAAUAAGUUAAAAUACUAUAACAGAUUAAAAUCCGCACCAACUUUCUAAGAGUCUAGAUAUGCUUGUUUAAGCAAUAAAGUUUUAAGCAGGUGCUGAAAGGAAUACAAUGGAGGCAGCUGAUUGCUAUCAAGAGGCAGGGAGUUCCAAAGUUCCAAAUAGAGUUCUUACAAAAGUGGAAUGUGUUUUAUGUGGCACCUGUAGCAGUGGCAAUUCCACUGAUUUAAGUGGUUGAGUGGGCCUGUGUCAGGCAAGAGAAUAUUGUAGGUCAACUGGUUAUGUUAUGUCACGUUAAGAAACCCCAGGAACACGAGUCCUUCUUUCUUCUGAGGAAGGAGAGGUGUGAAGGAGAAUAGAUUGAGCUUAGCCAUGAGCCCUUACAGGUGGAGGGAGGGGGGUUGUCAGACAAUGUUAGGCAAGCAAAGACUUGAAGGCUAGGUGUGCAAGGAGCCCACGCCCCUGAGACUGAGGUGCUAUUUCUGUAUACUGUGACACCAGCAGCGUGCAGCUUCCGGCAUGAAUAAUCCCUCAAGAACUGCAUUCUGCACAGGGAGAAGGAGGAGGAGGGUGUCAGGGACCUGAACACAGCUUUAUUAUUUUAGACUGGUUUCAUCUACAGUGGUACCUUGGGUUAAGAACUUUUAUAUACCGUAUUUUUCGCUCUAUAGGACACACUUUUCCCCCUCCAAAAAUUAAGGGGAAAUGUUUGUGCGUCCUAUGGAGCGAAUGCAGGCACCUUAGCUUCAGAGAAAGCAAUGCGAAGCCUCCAAAUCGCAGAGGGAGCGCUCCCUCCGCGCUCCGGAGGCUUCGCGUUGCUUUUGCUGAAGCCUGGAGCGCGUGGGGUCGGGGCACCCCGACCCCUCUCGCUCUCCAAGCUUCAGGGAUAGCCACCUGAAGCCUUUGGAGCGCAGCGCGAGGUCCCGCUGCGCUCUAAAGGCUUCAGGCGGCUAUCCCUGAAGCCUUUGGAGCACAGGAGGGACCUCGCGCUGUGCUCCAAAGGCUUCAGGGUUAGUUGCGCAAAGCCUCUGCAGGGCAGCGUGGUGCCUUCACCCCACUGCCCUGUGGAGGCUUCAAAGGCUGUCCCCGAAGCCAGAACAGUGAGACGGAGCGCUGUGCAGCAGCUUCACAGGCUGUCCCAGAAGCGCUCCCUCUAGCUAUUCUGCCUUUUGGAUGGCCCCGCGAAGCCUCUGCAGGGCACGGGGAUGAAGGCUCCCUGUGCCCUGCGGAGGCUUCGCGCAAAGACCAGCUAUCCCAGCGGCUAUCCCAGAAGCCAGAACAGCAAGAGGCUAUCCCAGAAGCCAGAUCCCUUUUGCUGUUCUGGCUUCUGGGAUUCAGAAUUUUUUUUUUUCUUGUUCCUCCCCCCCCAAACUAGGUGCGUCCUAUCGUCUGGUGCAUCCUAUAGAGCAAAAAAUACGGUAUAUAUGUACAUUUUUAUUAGUUUUUAACAUAUUAAUUAUCAUUCAUACAACAAAACUUCUCAUCUUAUACAAUAAUUUUUGGACUUCCGUCAACACCUCUGAUGAUUUUCCGUUCUUAUCACUUAUUAUGCAUUUCUUAAUUUCAUAUUACCUUUAAUCCUUUAACUAACAAUUCUCAUUAUCUUUUUUGCAAUAUUUCAAAUAAUUCACCUUACAAAACUUCUUGCAAACCUACUAGCGUAAUCUGUUCAUCACAAUUACUUUUCAAAUAGUCCGUAAAUUUACUCCAGUCUUCUGAGAAUCUCUGGUCCCGCAGGUUUCAAAUUCUUCCUGUUAGUUUAUCUAAUUCUGCAUAGUCCAUCAUUUUCCUCCUCCAUUCUUCUUUCGUCGGUAAUUCUUCUUGCUUCCAAUUUUGUGCCAAACCUCGGGUUAAGAACUUAAUGCGUUCCAGAGGUCCGUUCUUAACCUGAAACUGUUCUUAACCUGAGGUACCACUUUACCUAAUGGGGCUUCCUGCUGCCGCUGCGCAAUUUCUGUUCUCAUCCUGAAACAAAGUUCUUAACCCGAGGUAAUAUUUCUGGGUUAGCAGAGUCUGUAACCUGAAGCGUCUGUAACCUGAAGCGUCUGUAACCCAAGGUACCAUUGUAACUGCAUGCCUGGCGGAGGGUGGUUCUGUGCCCUCUCUCCUCAUGUGUUUGGCAUGCUGUCAUGGAAGACAGAAACAUGGGCUGGGUGUUCAGUCACAGAAUCACAGAGUUGGAAGGGACCCCAAGGGUCAUCUAGUCCAACCCCCUGCAAGGCAUGAAUUGCAACUAAAGCAUCCCUGACAGAUCCAACCUUUGCUUUAAAAAACCCCUCCAAGGAAGGGAUGUCCACCAACUUCUGAGGGAGUCCAAUCCACUCUUGAACAAUUUUUGCCAUCAGAAUUUUUUCCAGAUGUUUAGUCAGAAUCUCCUUUCCUGUAACUUGAAGCCAUUGGUUCGAGUCCUACCCUCUGGAGCAGAAGAAAAAGAUGGCUAUCAAGUCACUUCUCAGUUUCUUCUUCCCCAGGCUUCUUCAACUGUUCAUCGUAAGACUUGGUUUCCAGACCCUUCAUCAUCUUGGUUGCCCUCUUCUGCACACAUUCCAGCUUGCCAAUAUCCUUCUUAAAUUGUGGUGUCCAGAACUGGACACAGUAUUCCAGGUGUGGUCUGACCAAGGCAGAAUAGAGUAGUACUAUUACUUCCCUUGAUCUGGACACUAAACUUGUAUUCAUGCAGCUGAGAAUAACAUUCGCCCCUUUUUUUUGCUUCUCCAUCACACUGUUGACACAUGUUCAGCUUGUGGUCUACUAAGACCCCUGGAUCAUUUCCCCAUGUCCUGCUGCCAAGCCAGGUGUCCCCUCGUCUUAUAUUUGCACAGCUGGUUCCUACCUAAAUGUAGAACCUCACUCCCGUUUACUCCCUGUCCAGUGCACUCCCAGCGUUGGUUUGGGAAGUGGUGCACGCCCAAUGCUUAGGCACUAUCCAUAGCUUGGGACCAGUUUCCUUGUGGGAUUGCCCUACUCUGUAAAUACCAGCUCAGCCACUUUGAUCAGCAGAACUGCCACUGCUACAGAUGCCAUAUAAGACUCGUUCCGCAAUUGCAAGGAAUCCAUAUUUUAGUGUGUCAGCACCUAUGCUCUGGAACUCCCUGCCUCUUGACAUCAGGCAGGUACCUUCACUGUUCUCUUUUCGGCACAUGCUUCAAACAUUUAGGCAAACCUACCCAGACAUGUACAACAGUAGGUUGUUGUUGUUUUUAAAUUCCUUGUUUUUAACUAUUUACAUCUAUAAUUUUAGCAUCUGUUACAAAAGGUUUGGUGGUUUUGUGGCAAUCAAGUGGUACAGAAAUCUUUUUAAAUAAACAAAAAGCUGCUCUGCCCCUCUGUCUUUGCCUCCCCUCCAAAACUGAUCCCACUGCAUCAAACUCCGAGGUAGCAGAGAUCCAGGUUUGCAGAGAUUUGCAGCUUUGCAGAUUCCACCACAUCAACUCUGAUUCUGCUCAGAACCACCAAAUCCACUAGCUGUACCCAACAUGCAGUGUCAGCAUGGCUGUGCGCUGACUAGGGGCUGAUGGGAGUUGUAGUCCAACAUGUCUGGAAGAAGCCAGGUUGCCAAAGGCAGCAUCAGCAGAGAGACAGAAAUUUGUGGGUGGGUGAGGGGAAGAACUUCAUUUAAAAAUUAGUCUGAAUAUCACAUUACUGUACUCCUUUUCAUUCCAUAUCCUCGUAGCCACCCUGUCAACUGUUUCUGCCAAUGUAUAGAUAUACCUGUCAACUAAGGAUAACAUUUUGCCCAUCUGACAAAGCUGUAUUUCUAGUCCAAGACUGCUUGCACCUUAGGCAACCUGUUGGCCUUUCAAUGUGUCACAGGGCUCUUUGUUCACCUUGCCGCAGUCAAAGGGUGUAUUUGAAAGAUUCUCUCUCUCCGACCUCUUGAGUAGGUCACAUACUUACAUACUUGCUUUGAUAGUAGUAGCUGAGGAAGCGUCUUUAGCCUGGGGGGACAUUAUUUAUUUGUUUGUUUUAAUUUACUUCAUGAAAUUUUCAUGCCACUUGAUUGUUAAAAACAACAACAAAGAAACGAAACAAACAAAAAUCAAAGUGGUUCACACACAAAAAGGAAAUCAUCAAGAAAAAAUGUUUAAAAUGUACAGAAAGUUCACACCAACUUUGUAAGUGACUGGGUAGGCUUGUUCAAACAACGUUUUUAGCAGGUGCUGAAAACAAUACAGUAAAGUUGCCCCGACUGGUAUCAAUAGGCAGGGAGUUCCAAGGUUUGGGUGAUGUGGCACUAAAUGAUCAAGCUCUUACAAAUGCGAAGCGUACCCUCCAACAUUUCUCAGAUGAAAAUAGGGACAUCCUAUCCUACAUUGGGAAGCUUCUCCCUUGCAACAUAAGCCACAUUAGUGGAAUGGGCUACUGGGAGAACAGGAUGCUGGGCUACUUGGGCCCUUUAUGGUCUGAUCCAGCAGGUAUUUUAUUAUAAGGAGGAGGAGGCUCUUGUCAACCGACCACUUGCUGAGGUGUGGGGAGAAUUGCUCUCGCACUCAGGACCUGCUAUGGGCUUCCUGUAAUGGGCUCCGGACUUUAAUUGCUAUGUGACCAGCCAGCCCAAACUCCCAGGAUGACCUUUAUAGGUGUGUGCAGAUUAAGAAAUCGAAGGUGGUUGUUCCACCUGCAUGGAAAACACUAUUAAAAUGAUUGCUCUUAUUUAGGGCCCAUAAAGGAGGGUUUCAUUCCCCCCUCCACCCUGCAUUCCAUCCUUCCUUUCUGUGACCAAAGAUGACUAGCUCCGGGAGUCAUGGUUAAUGGGUGUGCUUCUGCAGAUCGUAAAUCCAACAGAGCCCAACCACAAGGAAUGGAGCGAUUAGACAGGUUUACAGCCAGAUUUACUGCCUUCCUCGGCUUCCCUUUUAAAUUCUGCAUGUUGACAGAUUAAUAUCUUUCUUUACAAGCUGCUGCAAGGCACAGACGGGGCUGGGUGGAGGAAGCACAGAGAGAAAGGUGGCAAUGCAUAUGUGGAAUAUAUAUGUGUAUGUGUGUGUAAGGCUGUCAUCAAGCAGCUCUCAUUGAAGCUGUAGCAUUGCAUCACAAUCCUGGCUAUGGACUGCAGUCAGAAUGCAGGGGAAGUUCUAGGGUAGGGGAUCCCAAAGUGGCCAGCAGGAUUCCCAGGGGCCAAGAGGCAAGGGGGAAUCACGGGUGCAAUGGAGGUGUCAGUGUCUAUCAGACUCUAAAAAGCCCCUAUCACUGGAUCAAGUUCAACAGCUUAGUUGAGUUCAUUAAACUAAAUAGUUUUAGCUGGCUUCGGAAUAAACAUUCCAUUAACGGUUACUGUUUUUGAUUGGAUUGUGUUAUUUUCUUCCUUAGUAGGUCGUGCAAAGCGCUAUUCUGAAUGAUUCUUUAUUUUAGAGUAGCAGGCACUAGGUAUGAGUUUAUGGAAUCCAAGGGGGUGCCCCCCCCCAAAAAAAUUGGAAACCACACUCCUUACUGCUUUGCACUAAAGUGUUUUGGGUUUGUUGCUUAGCUGGAAUAGAGAACCAGUGGGCCCUAGUGGUUACAGCAUAAGAAAUAUUUAGGGAUGCGGGCCAAAUUUUGUCCUCGCUCCGGGUCACCAUAUUACCAAAGUCCGCCCCUGGUUAGAAUGUCAGAUUAAGACCUAGGAGACCAGGGUUCAAACCCCCAUUUUGCCAGGGAGCUCACUGGGUGUGACUUUGGGGAUGAGGUCACUGCCUUCCCUCAGCCUAACCUACCUCACAGGGUUGUUGUAAGGAUUAAAUGAGGAGGGGGAGAACCACGUGUGCCACCUGGUGUUCCUUGAAGGAAAAAUAUGUCAUUCAAAUGUAAUCGUAAUAGUGACUGUCAGAAAGUUUUUCUGAUUAUCAGUGAUGAUAAUGCAAUGAUAAACCCCCCACCCCAAUUGUUUGCUCUGGCCCUAGAUCUAUACCCAAAGGUGCCACGUCAUUUGAUGUCCGUGGAACUUCCGGGCUUCGAGUCUACGUCAUCUACAACCCCAAUGUUGCCACAGCAUCUGAAGGUACAAGGUGGCUUCUCGACUCGGACGUGGAAGUGGUCGUGGCUCUAAACGGACCCAGCAGCGCUGUCAAUGACAACAAGGUGAGCGGGGAGCAGCUGGGCUCCUCUGAGAGCCUGGCAACCAUACCUGGGAGCCAGCCUUUGACCAUGUUGCGGUGAGCAGCGCAGAGUGUCGCAACAAGGGAGGUGCGCUGGAUCCAAAUGGAUUUCAAACCCAGUCAGGCUGAUUGUUGUAUAGUGUUUUGAAUUACAGUGGUACCUCGGGUUAAGAACUUAAUUCGUUCCGGAGGUCUGUUCUUAACUUGAAGCACCACUUUAGCUAAUGGGGCCUCCUGCUGCAGCUGCGCCGCCGCUGCACGAUUUCUGUUCUCAUCCUGAAGCAAAGUUCUUAACCUGAGGUAAUAUUUCUGGGCAUAGCUGUCAACCUUCCCUUUUUUUGCGGGAAAUUCCCUUAUUCCAGCGCCGUUUCCCGCUGCUUCCCGCUGAUAUCCCGGAUUGUUAGAUAUCCCGUAGACUGUCCCCGGGACAGGUGAGGUUGCUGAUCCCUUAUUUUCAAAUCUGAAAGUUGACAGCUAUGUUUCUGAGUUAGCGGAGUCUGUAACCUGAAGUGUAUGUAACCUGAAGCGUAUGUAACCCAAGGUACCAAUGUACUUUUGUAAAAGAAAAGAAAAGUGGCUAACAAUACCCAUUCCACAUUUGUAAGAAUUCAGUAUUUUUACUAUUUUAACUUUUUGGUAUGUUUUAAACCAGGGGUGAGCAAACUUUUUCAGCAGGGGGGCCAGUCCACUGUCCCUCAGACCUUGUGGGGGGGUGGACUAUACUUUGAAGGGAAAAAAUGAACGAAUUCCUUUGCCCCACAAAUAACUCAGAGAUGCAUUUUAAAUAAAAGGACACGGUCUACUCAUGUAAAAAUACACUGAUUCCCGGACCGUCUGCAGGCCGGAUUUAGAAAGCAAUUGGGCCAGGUCCGGCCCCCGGGUCUUAGUUUGCCUACCCAUGUUUUAAACUAUCGUUGUAAAUUAUUCUGGAUAAUUUUAUUGUUUAAGCUUUUUGUAAACCGCUUGGUGUGUUUCCCCCCCUUACAAUCAAGUGGUGUAUAAAGUUUACGGAAUAUCUAACUAACUAAAUUGAACCUACCUUCUAGGGUUGUUGUAAGAGGUGAUGAAAACAAAGUGCUCACGGUACCCUUAUACCAACAGUCGUGCUCAUCUUCUGAAAGCCUGUCCUUUUGGAUACAAGCCUGAAGGGAACCAUGAGACUUAGGGAAUAAAAAGAUGAGGAGGGGGGGCGCUUACUUACUUUUCAGAGUAUUCCUGUUAUGAGAAAAUCAAGACUGAGAUAGUGGUAAGGGUGGAAAGUCAGUGAUUUAGAGGAGAACGUCACAUGGACAGUGGAGAAUAAACAGAGGUCCACAUUAAACGGUGGGGUGGAACAGACCAUGUUGCUGCCAUAUGGGACUUGCCAUUCUGUGUGCUAUUUAAACCUCGCAAGAAAAAAAAUUAGGUGUCAGUGGCAUUGUUGGGAAUGGCUGCUUGAGGGUUUCCCUUUGGGGCACCUGGUUUGGCCACUGUGGGAACAGGAUGCUGAACUAGAUCAGAGCUAUUGGUCUGAUCGAAACUGCAGGGCUUUUCUUAUGUUCUUAUGACUGGGUACUGUGUCUUUUUGCAGGUUCGGGUUUCAUAUUACGGGCCAACAGGGGACACCCUCAUUGCCAAUGCUUGGUUGUACAUCACUUGUAUGGGUAAGUAAUGACCAGUCCUUCCACAUUCUCACUCAUAUUUGGUAUUCAGAUCUAGGGCCGUCUUUAGCAGAUGUGGCGUCAGGGUGCAAAUAUCCGCCCAGCGCCCCCAAAUUACCACAGAUGGGGGGGCUGAAGCUGCGCACUGCCAGCCAUGGGGGGGGCACAACUCUCCCCCAUGACGCUGUGGGAGAGUAAUCCCCACAGAGGCUUGGGAAGGAAGCUGCACCCCUCCCAAGCCUCCACGGGAGGAGAGUGCAGCUUCCCUCCCAAGCCUCCUUGGGAGGAGAGCGAUCCCCGCAGAGGCUUGGGAGGCAAGCUGCAUGCCCGCCAGCCAUAAGGUUGGCGGGGCACAGCUGACGGGCGUGCAGGGAAAGGGGAGGCUGCCGGCAAAGCUGUGCAGCUCCUCCACUCACUGGGGCACCCCUGAGAGGGCAGCGCCCUGGCGCGAUGCACCACUAAACAGCUCUAGGCUUUUGGUGCAACACACACACACAAAUUCCUGGAUUCCAAGAUCCAAGUCUGGGGCAAGUACUUUUGGCAAGAAAACCCCAGCACAGAUUUAUAAUCACAACAUAUGCAGCAAAGUACAGCAAGGAAAUAUAGGCUGUUAGACCUGUAAAGGCUCCUGUGGGUUCCAAAUUUCCCCUUUCCCCCAGCAUAGAAAAAGGCCACACAUUUGGUAAGUUAAAAAUAGUUUACUUACAAACACUCCAAAGGUCAGAUUCAUGUGCUUUUCCAUAUAGCAUUCAGAAAAAGUUGCACAGGCACAUUACAGUGGUGCAAGUUCCUAAAUCAUUGGUAUAGUGGCUCAUGAGAGCCAUACAGUUGAGCUGGAGCAACUAGCUCAAACCUCUUUACAUGUUGAACUUCUCAGGUAGACUGGGGGUGAGCAAUAGGUUUCAUUACCUAUUUUCUCCCAAGGUAAGGGGAAUUGACCUAGCUAAGCCUGGCAUGGCAGCUUACUCUGUGGUACUAACCCCCUGGGCCGCUUGGGGAGGAAGGAUGGCGUAUAAAUGCAAUAAAUUCAAUAAAGUAAAAAUAUUCAUGCACAAUAUCAAAUAUGUAGCCUGAAGUACUAACAUGAUUAUCCCCCCAUCCCACCCCAAUAUAUUGUCAGCUAUCUCUCUGGACGCUGAUACUAGCCGAACUGGUAAGGUGGAUGGCAAAGCAAGCAACAAGGUAAGAAUGGCAGAGUUUCCUAUAUCUCUGUCAGUCCAGCCUCCUGUUCUCACAGUGGCUGAACAAAUGCCCCAAUGGGAAACCCGCAAGCAGGACCUGAGCACAACAGCAGCCCUCUGCCCUCUUGUGGCUUCUGGCUACAGGUGCUCAGAAGCAUUGCUGCCUCUGACCGUAAGGACAGAGCAGAGCCAUCCUGGCUAGUAUCCAUCAAUAGCUCUGUUCUCCAUGAAUUUGCCCAAUCCUCUUUUAAAGCCAUCCAAGUUGGCAGCCAUCACUGUCUCCUGUGGGAGGGAGUUCUGCCGUUUAACUAUGUGCUGCAUAAAGAAUUACGUCAACAGAUAUGCUAAUAGAUCCGUAUCUGCCAAGAACAGUCCCCACCACACCUUUUCUGCCCUCCAAUUUACCUUGGCCAGGUGUGAGGCUCAACACUCCAUGCUGUUUCUGAUACUGUAGCUAGUACAAAGUCAUCUUGAUGAUUAGUAGCCGUUGAUAGCCUUGUCCUAGAAUUGCAGAAUUGUAGAGUUGGAAGUCCCAUGGACUGCAAGAAGAUCAAACACAUCCAUUCUUAAGGAAAUUAGCCCUGAGUGCUCACUGGAAAGACAGAUCGUGAAGCUGAGGCUCCAAUACUUUGGCCACCUCAUGAGAAGAGAAGACUCCCUGGAAAAGACCCUGAUGUUGGGAAAGAUGGAGGGCACAAGGAGAAGGGGACGACAGAGGACAAGAUGGUUGGACAGUGUUCUUGAAGCUACAAACAUGAGUCUGACAAAACUGUGGGAGGCAGUGGAAGACAGGAGUGCCUGGCGUGCUCUGGUCCAUGGGGUCACGAAGAGUCGGACACGACUAAACGACUAAACAACAACAACAAGAGUUGGAAUGGACGGCCUAAGGGGCAUUGAGGUCAGGAGUCACAGCUAAAGCAUCCCUGACAGGUGGCCAUUCAACCUCUGUUUAAAAACCUCCAACAAAGGAGAGUCCACCACCUUCUGAGGGAGUCCAUCCCACUGUUGAACAGCUCUCACCAUUAGGAGAUUCUUACUAAGGUUUAGCUAAGGAGCAGAAAACAAGCUUGCUCCAUCUUUCACAUGGCAGCCCUCCAAAUAUUUGAAGAUGGCUUCACUUCUCACACAAUGCAGACUGUGUAAAAAAAGGGAGCUUAUUUCAUCUGACCUGAACAUUCCAACAUUUAGCUUUGUCAGAUGACUCCUUUAAGGUCUACUAUGGUGAGAAGGCAGGAAAAUUCCUGUCUACUCUCUCCACAUCGUGUAUGCACAAUGCUAGUAGCAAAUGACAGUCCUAUCCCCUCUGGAUUUAUCCAAUAAGGAUGCAACUUUCUCACUAUACUAGUUGGCUGAAGAAUGCAUGUGGCAGUAUGGAAUGGAGUAAAAAUAAGUGAGUUAGACCACUGGUUCAUCUAGUGUUGUCUACACUGAAUGGGAGCAGCUCUCUAGGGUUUCAGGCAAGAGUCUGUUCCCAGCCGUACAGUGGUACCUUCGUUCAUGAACUUAAUUCGUUCUGGAAGUUCGUUCUUACACCAAAAGCAUUCUUAAACCAAGGCGCGCUUUCCCCAAUGAGGCUUCCUGGUGUCGGGGCCCUUCCACCGGUUGGCUUCUGUUCGUCUUCCGGGGCAAAGUUCGCUAGCUGGGACACCUAUUUCCAGUUUUGCGGAGUGCAUUGCCCGAAUCAUUCAUUAACAGGACUGUUCUUAGACCAAGGUACCACUGUACCUAGAAAUGCCAUUGGGAAUUGAACCUGGGACCUUCUGCAUGCCAAACAGGUGCUCUGCCACUAAGCGGUGGGUUAGAAGGUCCCUGCUUGGUUCCUUAUACAGAAGAUGUCACCUGAAAACUGAAUUAAGGUUCCAAGCGAUAAAAUUUACCUACCAGGCAUAAGGACGGUGAUGCCACUUUUCAGACAGUCUUUUGUUGGAUGAAGCUUUUGGGAUCUUCCUCCCAAAAAAACCAACUGCAAGAGACAGAGAGAUUUUCGCAUAACAAAAUGGUCUUGUAAAUGUCCUACGUUGGAUUUACUUGCACAAUUGCAGCUUUGCACAGGUGGUGGGAAAAUAAAUGGAGAACGGGAAGGAAAUGGUCAGAAAGAGAUUUUGCAGGAUCUUGCGAAGACCUCACAAGAUCUUGCGUGACCUUCUGCAAGAUAUUUGUGUGCAGACCCCCAGAACGUAAACCCUGCAUAAGUUUUGUGCCUCCUCUUUUGCAUCUGAAUGGGGCCUGAAAAAACCUUUAUUGGAACAGGGUGGGGUGGGAGGGCUGUGUUGACUAACAAUCCGGACGUAGCCACUGGUUCAGUUGAACAUGUGCAUAUCUAAACCAGCAGAUCAAAAACUUGUUGUCCUCCAAAUGGGGGGCAGGAUCUGGUUUCAUGGAUCUGCCUUGGAAAGGGGUCUGUCUGCUGGAAGCAGAAUGAAAGAGAGUAACGAGAGGCUCGGUCCCCCCCACUCCAAGGCACACAAGAGAGACCCUCUUAUAUAUCAUUUGAGAGGAAGCGAUGAAAUUCAUUGUUGCUGUUUACCCUGCAGACAAAAUGGUCUUGGGGUCCCCAAGGAGAAGGAGCGGUUCUGCUGGUCAACUGCGACAGGGACGGCCCGAGCUUUGGAGACAUGGACAAUGCCUAUCCGUACGUCCGAUCCCACACAGGUACAUGCUGGGGCUAAGCAGCCAGUGUGGUGUAGUGUUUAGAGUGUUGCACUAGGAGCUGGGAGAGUCCAGGAUUCACUCCCCCCCCCCCUUGGCCAUGAAGCUCACUGGGUAUGGCCUUGGGCUAGUCACUGCCCCUCAGCCUGACCUACUUCACAGGGUUGUUGUGGGGAUUAAAUGGGGAGAGGGAGAACCAUGUAUGCUCCUAGGAGUUCCUUGGAUAAAAAGGUGGGGUGUAGAUGUAAUAAAUAAAGAAAUGCUCCUUGAACCCUGGCCUUGCAGCUUGAUGGGAAUAAGCUGGUGAAAUCCGCAUCCCUGCCCACAAAGGCCUACAACUUAUUGCAAUGGGCAAGAAUGGUUCUAAUAAUAAUAACAAUAACAACAGUAAUAAUAAUAACCCAGGGUGGGUUAUUACAAUGAUUUAAAAUACAAAAUUAAAUAAAAAACCUGCCAAAUAUGCACAAGCUCAGCAACUCUUGUCUGUUUGGCAUUAAUUCAGAUUCUGUAGCCAAAUCCUGGAAUUAAAAAUAAGGAAAGAGUACAAACCAGCCCUCUGUAUCUCUGCAGUGCUCAUUGGCAUAGCCAAGAUUUUUGUUGUGGGGUGGGGAAGGUUUUUUGUUAGAGGUGGCAGAACCUCAGUUUGCUAUAUAUUUUUAUUGGUUUUUAAUUAUUGGGGGCAGCUGCCCCCCUGCCCCCCCCCCCGGCUAUGCCCAUGGCUGUGCUCUCCAUUUUUCCCUCUUAUGGUGACCAGGAUAUGGGGAGGGGAAGGACCAGCACUGUCAGCUCCCGAUAUCCCCAAAUUUCAUAGCAUCAAAUGAAGCUUCAUCUCUGCACCUCUGAAGUCAAGUUUCAUAUGUGCACCCCUGCAACGAAGCUUUGUACGUGCACCUCUGCUGAAGAGACCUUUGAGGCCAUUUCCCAGAGUCAACAGUUCUCAAACAUCAACCCCUAGUUUGCACGAACCUUUGGAGUGGGUUGAUAUAUAACUGGAAAGGCAAACUCAGUCAGAAUACCCCAUCUAGGGAGGCUGGAAGAGCACCUUGAUGGUGACCUAUUCUGACACCUAAAUCCUUGUCCCUCCUGUUUUUCCAAGACCUGCAAGACUUGUCGCUUCUGAUCCUGAACACCCAUGGCCCUGCUGGCGUCUUUGACACCCACAAGCUGGUCCUUCACAUCUCCCUAUUCGAUGCAGCCAAAGUGAGAGUUUUCCACGCUAGAGGUGAGUCCCCGGUUCUUUGCUCUAAUAUCUGCCCUCUGGUCUGGCAGAAUCAACAGGGGGAUCCUCCAGACCUGUUACUUGAGCAUCCAUCCUGAUUUCCUUGUGCAAUGCUUAUGCAGAGGUCAGACAAUGCGCAGUCUUUAUGGUGCAUUUGUUCUGCUUUGUUUGCAGAAAACUCAUGUGGAUAUUAGACUGCAUCCAGUCUUUAUUGUGCAUUGAUUCUGAUUUGUCUGCAGGGAGGUUAUACAACAGCAAACUUCCAUCCUGCAUUUGUUCCAGUUUGCUUGCAGGAUAUUAUUUGCAUGACUUUCCCUGUAAAUAUUAUAAAUAAACACAACAAAAUAUAAUAACAGAUGUCACGUGGCUUACUUUCACUGCAGGUGAUGUGUCAUUCUCCAACUACGAGCAUGUGUUGGGGGUGGACAAGCUCUCCUACACCGUGGGACGCACCGAUGGGAAAGGGCAGCACACUUUCUAUGUGGAGGGCUUGGCCUUCCCAGAUGCUGACUUCAAAGGCCUAGUUUCUUUGAACGCGACACUGCUGGAGCACUCAAGUCAGGUACAAUCCUGAUGAGGAUGGUGGAGGAGAUGGGAGGCUAUAAUUUCCAGCUCCACCCAUGCUUCCAAUAAGCAUCUGGUUGGCCAUUGUGAGAACAGGAUGCUGGACGUGAUCCCAAUGGCCUGACCCUGCAGCCAGACUCUUCUGAUGUUCUCUCUCCCCCACCCAACUCUUACUUUCCACAGAAUUCGCCAGCCACACCUGUUUUCACAGACACUGUGGUUUUCCGAGUGGCUCCCUGGAUAAUGACCCCCAACACACUGAAGCCAUUGGAGAUAUUUGUCUGCAGGUUAAAAAACCACCAUAUUUUUGUGGGUGGCGGCAGGGUGUGUGUGUUGUGGGUGGAGCAGUGGGUAAUGGUGUCAUUUAGGAUGCUAAAACCAAGCUGCUGGUUAAUGUUCAGAUGACUAUCACUUCCUAGGUUUCCAACCUUUAAAUGGAUUUUGGAGGUUUUCGAGCAGAGGUUGGAUGCCCAUCUGCCAGGGAUUCCUCACUGUGAUACCUGCAUUGUGGGGGGUUGGACCAGAUGACCCUUGGGGUCCCUUCCAACUCCAUACUUCUACGAUUCUAUAUCUCAUAGUUUCCUUGGAGUUGCACCUAGUGCUAGUCCUGCUCAGGGUGGAGCUACGGAAGUGACUGAACAUGGCAAACAUAGGUCCAUUCAUUUCCUCUCUGACUAGGACUUAGCUGAACAUCUCAGUGCUAGAGGAAACAAGUCCUGGGAAACGUGUGUGUGUGUGUGUGUGUCUGUGGACCAUAAGUACAGUGGUACCUCAGGUUACAGACGCUUCAGGUUACAGACUCCGCAGAAAUAGUACCUCAGGUUAAGAACUUUGCUUCAGGAUAAGAACAGAAAUCGUGCUCCGGCGGCACAGCGGCAGAAGGAGGCCCCAUUAACUAAAGUGGUGCUUCAGGUUAAGAACAGUUUCAGGUUAAGAACGGACCUCCGGAACGAAUUAAGUACUUAACCCGAGGUACCACUGUACUAAGCUAAUUUGAGAAUGGUUCACUUCUGCAGUUGAGCUACAAUGGCUUCCAAAGUAAGGGAGUCAAGGGCUACUAGACAGAAUCCAGCUAUGCUCUAUCUCCACAGUCAGAGGCAGUAAUGUUUCUGAAUGCCAACUGCUGGGAAUCACAAACGGGAAGAGAUGCUGCUGUGCUCAUAUCCUGCAUACAGGAUUCCCAUUGGGGACAUCUGGUUGCCCGCUGCGAGAACAGGAGGCUGGGCUAUAUAGGACACUGGCCAGAUCCAGCAGGCUCUUCUCAUGCUCUUAAUGGUCCUCCAGGGCUGUCUCUACCCAGGGGUGCAAGGGGUGAGGGGCACCCGGGCGCUGAAUUCGGGGGGGGGGGGGAGGCACCUGCUGCUGAAGCUGCCUAAGUUCUUAACCGCGAUCAGCGGUUGAUCGCUGGGUCAUUUCCAUUCUCUUUUGUGGAAGAGCUGCAGAAUCAAUGUAUCCAGCGGCAUGCCCUAGUGGCGUCGUUCAUUUUCGCAUGAUCACAAAAAUAGAAGAUGGAGCUAUCGCUGCCGCUUUUUAUUUUUUCAUGUUAGUGGUUUUAACCUCCUUAAAAGCUGAACAACUUAGACUUGUACCCCUAAAAAAAAAGCUCAACAACUUUGACCUGGCUAAAGAUGGCCCUGUGGUCCUCGUCUACAUAGUUUUCCUUCCCUUUGCAUCUUUUUCUCUUUUCCAGCAUUGAAAGAGGCACCAACCCCAACCAGACAUUCCUGGAGGCUGUGAAAGCCCUGGCACAGAAAGCUGGCUGUAAGCUGACCAUCUGCCCAGAGAUUGAAAAUCGGGGUGACCGCUGGAUCCAGGUACCCUCCUUGAAGCUGUACAUCCCUGAGGCCAGGUGGGGCACCUGCUGCCACCAGAAGGUCUCUGCCUUCCCCAUCACUGCCUUCCCCCAGGUCUCCCAAUACACACUCCAGCAGUUAAGGAAGGGUGAAUAUUUGUUUGCUCACCUUAAGGCACAAUUGCUAAUUUGCUGUUUAUUGGACCUGUUCAUAGGAUUUUGUAAUUCUUGUAUAUUAUUGUUUUCCUUUUAUUAUUUUCAUUGGCUUUGUUCCCUGAUCUGAAGAACAGGCUGCAAAUGCUUUAAGUAACUAGUGUUAAACCCAUUUGGGGAAAGAGGGAAGAGUGUUUUUGCAAACAGAUUUUUAAACUGGUCAUUCCCAAAAGGAUACAGCACCUUAACCAGUGGGGAUCCUGAUCCAUUUCCCUCCCCUCUAACAGGAUGAGAUGGAGUUUGGUUAUGUGGAGGCCCCCCACAAGUCCUUCCCCGUCGUCUUUGACUCCCCCAGGAACCGAGGCCUCAAGAAAUUCCCUUUCAAAAGCAUUUUGGUAAGCCAGGCUUCUUCAGCCCUCAGCACAUCACUUCUGUUACUGAAAGCAGAUGCUUCCAUCAAUAGCAUUAGAAAAGAAAUCUAAAUAUCAUGGCUGUGUUUGCACGGAAUGCUAAACUGAGGUUUGUUCAAUAAACCACACUUUGUCUCACAGAUGAACAAUAAGCCAUGACUUGUUUUCUCCAUUUUCAGUGGACAAAUAAAGUAAAAGAAAUGGGGGGGGGAUGAAAAGGUGCAUAAAACUUUACUAUACUAUACAGAGAAGAGUAUACAAGUCACUAUAAUUUCUAUAAAUGCAUUGCAAAUAUCAUUAUAUUUAUCCAUACACAAUCUGCGACUAAAAGCAAUCAUUUCAUAUGUUGCAAGAGUUGUCUUAGCUUCUUGAUUCCCGGUUUUUCUUGUCUUCUGCUCUGUUGCUGGAAGAGAUUAUGGGCUAGGGUGGCCAAACAAACCAUGGUUCAGUGAGGCUUCAGACAAAAUGCCAAGCCACUUUGAAAAUGAGCCAUAGUUCCUAAGCAAAAAGGAAACAAUGGCAUGACAUUUUGGUUUGCCACCAGAAAACAAACCACAGUUGGUCUGCUGAGCUGGGUUCAUACAAAACACACUUUGGCUAAGCAAACCAUGGUUUUGUGUUGCGUACAAACCAGGCCCACGUCUUCCUUGAAAGAGCCCAGGAUGGUUAUGUUUCUCUCACCAUCCACCCUACUUUCCCCCUAACAAUAGCCCUGUGUGGUAGGUUAGACUAGAGAGUGAUCUAGGCCUGAGGUCACUUGAGGAAGUUUCAUGGCUGAGAGUGGAUUUGAACCCAACUUGGUCUACCACACUGGGUUAACAUAAGAACAUAUGAAGAGUCUGCCAGUGACUCAUUUAGUGCAGCAUCCUGUUCUCACAGUGGCCAACCAGAUGCCUGUGAGAAACCUACAAGCAGGAUUUGGGCACAAGAGCCUUCUCCCUUCCUGUGGUUUCCAGCAAUUGGUAUUCAGAUGCAUUGCUGCCUCCAACUGUGAAGAUAGAGCAUAGCCAUUUUGACUCAUAGUCAUGGAUAGCCUUAUCUUAUCCCACGACUUUGUCCAAUUCUCUUUUAAAGCCAACCAAGUUGAUGGCCAUCAUUGCUUCCUGCGGGAGGAAGUUUCAUAGUUUAACCAUGUAUAGAAGGACUUAUAGAAGGACUUCCUUUGAUGCGUCCUGAACAUUCAGCUCCAUUGGAUGUUCAAGUAUUACAAGAGAGGGAAAAACAGUAAUGAAUUUCUAUGGGUCUACUCUGAGCAGAAUUUUGUUGGCUGCAACUGACUUUAUCUGUACACUGCCCCUCUCAAUGCCAAAUAAUGAAAGCACAUCUCUCCAGAUUAAGUAAGAUUUCUCACCUUCCUCUCUGGAAACAGAGAGCAUUUUUCAGACACAGAUUAGAAGUUAAAGGCACAUCUUGUACAACACCUUGCCUUCUGUAUACUUGCCUAUGCUCCUAUUUCUCCUUGCUGUGUUUCCUUGGAGGGCCCUGAUUUUGGGUACGUGACCCGAGAACCCCGGUAUGGACGCGUAUCCAGCCUGGAUUCAUUCGGGAACCUGGACAUCAGCCCUGCCGUGACGGUCAAGGGGAAGGAGUACCCACUGGGAAGGAUCCUCAUUGGCAGCAGUUUCCCAGGGUAAACCACCAAGUUCAAAAUAAAAAUAAUUACAAUUAUAAUUCCCCACCCUUGCUUGUAGAGGUGGGGGAACACUGCAUUGGAGGGGAAGGGUUUCAAGGCUUGCCAUUCAAUUGUUAACUGAAAAUAAUUGGGGGUGGGGGAAGGGUCAUAUCUCAGUGGUAGAGACUCUGCUUUGGAUGCAGAAGGUCCCAGAGUCAAUCUUCAGCAGCAUCUCCAGGUGGACCUGGGGAAAAGACUCCCUGCCUCAUCAUAUGUAGAGUGAUUGCCAGUCGGGGAGCCUUUGGCCCUCCAGAUAUUGAUUUAUUCCUUGCAUUUAUAUCCCAGCUUUUUCUCCCAGGGACUCAAGAUGCCAUACAUGGUUCUCCCAUUCUUCCUUUAAUCCCCACACCAACCCUUUGAGAGAGGUUGGGCUGAGAGGCAGGGAUUGGCCCAAGGUCACACCCAAGAAGCUUCAUGGCACAGUGGGCAUUUGAACCCUGGACUCUCCCAGGUCCAAGUCCAACACUCUAAUCACGAUGCUAUUCUGGCUAAACCACAACUUGUAUCAUCCCUGAUCAUUGGCCAUGCUGCCUGAGGCUGAUGGGAACUGGAGUCCAACAAUAUCUGGACCCCACCCCCCAUGAUCUAAGGUACCAAGGAUGCUCCAGAGAGAGCAAUGAUGACAUAAAUCCAAGUCUUCAUCAGGGGAUGAAUCAGAAAGUCAGUGCCUUGUUGCUGGAUACCAUUCAGAUAUUUUGUCUGGGAAAACCUGGUCUAGCAAUUGUUUUGGGGGAGGCAAGUACUAGGAGUAGGUUGUCAUGAGGCUAACAAAAGCUUUCCUGUGCUGUUCUGUGCUUGGUUAAUAAAGGUAAAGGGACCCCUGACCAUUAGGUCCAGUCAUGACCGACUCUGGGGUUGCGGCGCCCAUCUCGCUUUAUUGGCCGUGGGAGCCGGAGUUUGUCCGCAGACAGCUUCCGGGUCAUGUGGCCAGCAUGACUAAGCCGCUUCUGGCGAACCAGAGCAGUGCACGGAAACGCCGUUUACCUUCCCGCCAGAGUGGUACCUAUUUAUCUACUUGCACUUUGAUGUGCUUUCAAACUGCUAGGUUGGCAGGAGCAGCGAUCGAACAACGGCAGCUCACCCCAUCGUGGGAUUUGAACUGCGACCUUCAGAUCGGCAAGUCCUAGGCUCUGUGGUUUAACCCACAGCGCCACCCGCAUCCCUCGCUUGGUUAAUAAGAAAACUUUAAUGUAGGAGGAUCUCAUGGUAUGAGGCCACCUAGAGACCCAAGCACCUCCCAACUCAGACAGAGGCAGCUGGGAAGAUGUUUGCUGGGAAGGCAAUGCUGGCUUCUGGUUCUCAAUGAGUUCCUCACCACCAGAUACUGCAAAGAUGCAUCGGGCUACUCAUGAGAGCAUAGGAAACUGCCUCUUACUGAGCCAGGUCCCUGACUGGCAGCAGCUCUCCAGGGUUUCAAGCAGGGAUGCUUUUUCUAACACAAUGAAUUUUUGUAAUUUAUUUCACUAUUAGAUGCAUUUAUAUGCAUGCAUUACCAUAGUAUAUGCAUUUCUGUACACAUUGUUUGACCAGAGAACAGUGUUGCAAAAUUAAAAAGAAAUGCGAAUUUCAGAAGGUGGCUGUGUUUUGGUUUGGAAAGCUCAAAUCAUGUGAGAAUCAAAUGCAAACUGAAUUUAUUUUCCCCCAUCACUAGUUCUAAUCCCACCUUCUAUUCUCUCUCUUUUUCUCUCUCCUUCCCUCCAUCCCUCCCUUUCUUUUAAAAAAACCCCUGCCUCAUCUCUUAGGUCUGGCAACAGGAAAAUGGUCAAAAUUGUCCGGGAUUUCCUCUAUGCUCAAAGAGUCCAACCCCCUAUUGAGCUCUAUUCUGACUGGCUCACUGUAGGGCAUGUGGAUGAGUUCCUGACCUUUGUUCCGGCUUCCAACAGGAAGGUAAUGAUCCUCAGGGAAGUGCUUUGACCGGCUUCCUUUUCCAUAUUUGAUACUUUAUACCUUAUUAGCUCUGCACUGGAAAAGUCACUCUGCUGGCUUCUCUCACGGAGCCCUAUCCCUGUCCCCAGUCUCUGUGGGAGGGCUGCAGCCUCCCAGAAAAGCUUUACAGGGGGAUUGGACAAAUUCAGGGAGGGCGAAGCCAUCAGUGGUUACUAGUCACAGUGUGUUACCUCUGCUGUUGGAGUCGGUAUGCCUCUGAAUCACAGGAAUCACAGGUGAGGAGAGUUGCUGUCCUGCUUGUGGGCUUCCCACAAUGGGCACCUAAAUGGAGGACCCAAAUUCUGCCCGGCAGUUUACCUUUCUCAUUUCUCUUCCUGCAGGGUUUCCGGUUGCUCUUAGCCAGUCCCGCUGCUUGCCUGAAGCUGUUUAGAGAGAAGCAAAAAGAAGGUUUCGGAAAUGCUGCUCUGUUUGAAGGUGAGGACAGAAUCAAAGAAUGGUAAAGUUGGAAGGGACCCUGAGGAUCAUCUAGCCCAACCCCCUGCAAUGCCAGAAUAUGCAGCUGCCCCAUACAGGAUUUGAACCUGCAACAUGCUGUUACUGCUCCCUUCCUGACGGGGCUCACGAAAGCCAGCAUGUUUUAAAAUUUGUGGAAACCAUUUCCCUUGCAGGUCUCAGGAGAGUGGGGCGCAUUACUCUGGAUGAGCUCCUGGCAGACAGACUUUUGCACCGUGACAGCAAGUAUGUGCAGGUAAACCGUUAUCAGAGUGCAGGUGGAUCUGGACCGUUUCCAUCCCACCCCACCCUGAAUUUGCAGUGCGGUUUCCAUUCCACCUCAGUUCACCUUUUGCAAAAAAACUACAUUAUUUGUCCUGCUGUCCGCCAUGGCACAAUUAUAUAAUAUCCAUAACUAAUCACAUGAUUGUAUUGUUGCUAUGUUCUUCCACCCCAUCAUUUCAGUGCAAAGGAAACACAAUGCAAAGGAGGGGAAAGGGAGCAAUCAAUUAUGUAUCAUUUGCAGAUGGAAAGCAACAUAAAUACCUAUUGUGCUUGCUAGAUUGAUUUCCGUUCCAGAGGUGGGACAAAUAGGCAAAACCUGGCCAUUUCUGUUCCCGUUAAUAGUGAAAUUGAGCAAUCGUAUCUGGGUUGAGCCCUGGCAUCUCUCUGAAGUCACACCCUGCGUUAGAUCUGCAAUACAUCUUCCCUGGAAGAGAAACACAUUUUGUUUCAUUUCUGUCAUCAAGUAAACAAUGUACCACAACUUCCCCUGGCAAAUGGUUUCUGUGGUCCAACUCGCUUAGGUAAAUGUCUGUCUCCCUUUUUAGUAAUCUCCUUUCUGCACUCCUAGACCUUGCCACCAGGAUCUUUCUGCAUCCAAAGACAGACUUUCUGUUAUUUUUCAGCCCCAAGUAGGCCUCAUAACACUUCUCAGAAACUUUCACAAAUGACAGCUCCCAGAAGCCGUGACUGUUUCAAAUGGCAUCGUAGUGCUUUGAAUGUCUGGCAUCCAUCUGAGCCUUUGGCCUUGCUGGCCGGGGCUGGUAGGUGUUGGGGUCAAACCACAUUUGGAGGGCCAUGAGUUCCCCCAUCCCUGAACUAGACCCUCACUUGCCUUCACUGCCCCUGGCUCCCUCCAUUCCCCCUCUGCCUUAUUUUAAUGCUGGGCUGGCCAACCUGUGGCUGAGCCCAGACUACAACUCCCAUCUUCCUCCUCCCUGACCACGCUGUCUGCGGCUGAUGGGAGCUGGAGUGCUUCAACACUAUCUGGAGGACACCAGAUCGACGAAGGCUAUUAGGCCUAGGGAUGGCUGAAACUGUCCAUCUCAGUUUCUUUCAUUUUUCCAGUUUUCAGUUCUCUGCAUUGCCACAUCAGUGUGCCAAGUGUGAUGUGCGUCUUUAAAAAGCCUUCAUGAAAAUUUCAGCAGCAGUUCAGUGUGGAUUUCUCCUAAUAUAUACAUUUAUUCAUGCAGUCCCCCCACUUUUUUUGCAAAGCCUAUGUUCCCUAAUAUUUAAAUAUCCCCAAUAUGUUUAUUUUUCCACGUUUAUUUAAAUGUCAUAAGAACAUAGGGACAGGCCAAACAACUUCCUCUUCUCACAAUCUCUGACCAGAAGCCCCAAAGGAAAACCCACAAGCAGGGUUCCCUACUUUUGAAUGCCAUCUUCAUUAUCGUAUGCAGUUUUACGCACACUUUACCUCAGCAUAUGCAUUUUUUUUGGUACACAUGGCUGGAGAUGUACAUUGCAAAAUAUGGAGAAAUGCAAAUUUGGAAAGGGGGCUGCAUUUCGGUUCCUGUCUUGUUUCGGAAAGUGCGAAUAAAGCAGAUUCUUCUUUAAAGAAUAAUCCCCCAUUCAUUAGUUAGGCUGACAGAAAACAGUCACUUUGCAAAACACACAUUUCCUUUUCACGGAGGCCAAAUUUCACACUAAGAAUCACAAACCCCAAUAGCAAUGUAGCCUAAGACACCAGUCACACUCCUAUCGCCUCUUGGAUUUUAAGAAGUCAGUUAUGAACAAUCGCUUAGUUGACAUGGAUCAAGAUCCCUUCCUUUUGCUGUUCAGUCAUCUUAGUCAUGUUCAACUCUCCGUGACCCCAUAAACCUUGGAAACUUCUCCUUUUUAUGUCUAUGGAGUUUUCUUGGCAAUAUACUGGAGUGGAUUGCCAGUUCCUUCUUCAGGUGGAUCACAUUUAGUCUAAACUCUCGGCUAUGACCUGUCUAUCUUGGGUGGCCCUGCACGGCAUAGCUCAUGGCUUCUUGGAGUUAUUCAAGCCCCUUCGCCACGACAAAGCACUUCCUUUUACCCGCUAACAAAAACAUGUGUGUUUUUUUAAAAAACACAACCCGAUCCUUUUAAAAUAAAAGCUCACCACCUCUUUAUAAUCUUCUGGGAGAUAAUCGCAAUAAGGAAAGAGGAAGAUGUGGAUUUAUUUCUCGCUGACUGACAAGGGAAGUGCUGUUAAGCGUGAUCUGUGCUAUAACACUCUGAGGUAAAAUUUGAGGUAAAAUGUGAUGCCGAGCCAGACAUUUAUGGUCAUUUAUCUCCUAACCACACCAAAUUCCCCAGUGAUUAUGAAAGAACAACUGUGGUUAGCUAAACUGAGGUCAUCUGGAGAUAAAAUAAAAAGGCACGGCUAAGGUUUUUCGUUUUUUUACCUCAGACAUGGAUAGGGGGCAUAGAUUGCUCUCCUGACCUAAACAACAAUCAUGAAGUAAAAUGGGAGAAUUACAAAGUGCUUCAGUUCAUGAGGCUGUUUUAAAUGAACAAGACGGUUGUGGCAAUUUCUACCACCACAGUCAAUUAAAGUUAUUUACUUUGCUUUAUUUUUCAGAAAGGGGGUAGCCAAGAUGGCGCCCUCCUGGUGCUGAGGGACUACAACUCCCCUCAUUGACAACCCUUGGGCCCUGAUGGCUGGGGAUGAGGGGAGUUGGCGGCUACCUGCAGGACGCCAUGUUGGCUGUAGCUGUGGUAGACUAUAGUAAAGACCAUGAGGAGAAGUUAAGUGGCUUCUAGCUGUACAGGUUUCAAAGUUAUAAAUAUAUCAAGAUUAAGGAUUAGGACUAAAAAAGGCUUAAAGGAUGGAAAAAUUGGUUUUUAAUAGGUAAAAACUUAAUGUUAUAAUAUAUUAAGAUUAAGGAUUGGGAUUAAAAAGGAGGGAAAGAAAUUGCUGGACUAACAAACUGAAUUGGAAUACAAAAGAGGGAGGUAUGAGGAGGUCCGGGAAACAAGUAAAUGUAAAAGAAGUUAUGAAAAGACGGAAUUGUUUUUAACUGUUUUUUUCUUUUAUCUUUUUGUAUUUUUGUAUUGUGUAUUUUUCUUUUUUAUUCUUAAAUUUUUCUUUCUUAUUAAUGGGAUUCCUUUUUUGUGAAACUUUAAUAAAUAUUAUUAAAAAAAAAAAAAGAGAGAACCUGCUGGGUCAGGCCAGUGAUCCACCCAGCCCAGCGUCCUGGUCUCACAGCGGCCAACCAGGGGCCCAUUUUGUGGGAACCCCACAAAAAGGAGCCGAGCGCAACAGCAAAAGUCCCCACUCAUGAUUCCUAGAAACUGGUAUUCGGCAACAGGCGGAGGCAGAGCAGAAGAGCCAUUGUGGCCAACAGCUAUCAAUAGCCCUCUCCUCCAUAAGUCUGUCUUUUUAAAGCGGGUGGCCAUCACUCCAAACUGUGGCAGUGAGUUCCACAGUUUAACUCGAUUUCAUCUGUCCCGAAUCUUCCAACAUGGAUGUGCACAACGUCUGGUGUCCCAAGAGAAGGAGAACAAGCUUCCCUCCCUCCACUUUCUCUGCACCACAUGUAGUUUUAUAAACUCUCAUGUUGCCUUUCGCUCGGCUUUUCCCCUGGUCAUUUGGGUUGCCCUUUUCUGGACUUUUCCCAAUAUCUUUUUUGAGGUGAGGCGACAAGAAUGGUACACAGUAUUUCAAAUGCGGCUGUGCCCUAGAUCUGCAUGGCUGCAUUUAUACGUGAACACUACCCUGAGGCGAAAACCAGAGCGAAAGCUCUUGCUUGCUAAAGGUACAGUUCCCACAUCAUGGGGAACCACAGCUAACAGUUUGCCUCUGAGGGCUCUUUCGAUCCUUCCCAACUGAAGGAAACAAACCCUGCUCCUUGGCGUAACAUUACAUCUAGCAUAAAAGCGUAGAAUUGGAAGGGACCCCAAUGGUCAUCUAGUCCAACCCCCUGCAAUGCAGGAAUCUCAAUGCAGAUGGCCAUCCAAGCUCUGCUUAAAAACCUCCAAGGAAAGAGAGUCCACCAUCUCCUGAGGGAGUCCGCUCUGCUGUCAAAACAGCUCUUACUGCCAGGAAGUUAUUCCUGAUGUUUGGUCAGAAUCUCCUUUCUUGUAACUUGAAGCCAUGGGUUCGAGUCCUACCCUCCAGAGCGGGAGAAAACAAGCUUGCUCCAUCUGUCAUGUGACAGCCCUUCAGAUAUCGGAAGAUGGCUAUCCAGUCUCCUCUCACUCUCCUCUUUUCCAGGCUAAACAGACCCAGCUCCUUCAAGCUUUCCUCAUAUGGACUGGUUUGUUAAAUGGGGGCGAAUCUCGGCUGCAAAUCAUGGCUUACUGGAAUCAAGUCUAGUUGCUAUCGGUUCACCAACCUGGGUUUUGAGUUUUCUUUCCUCCUGGCACAAGGCCUGCAGAGUCAAAUUGAUCAGGAAAACGCUGUCCCAGGAAACUAUUUACGGUGGUUGUGUGAACAAGACUGAUGCGAGGCAAAAACAACAACAAAAAACUACCCUGAAGUAGCACUAAGGGCCCCUUUGGAAGAUCCAUUUUAUUGUGCAUUUGUGAUGGUUUGGACUUGUGAUGGUAUUGGGGCAGUCAUAAGCAAUCCCAGUCUCCAUUGCAUUUGCACCUUGCUGUGUUUUGGGGGCUUCGUUUCCAAUCCAUGCAUAUCCCAUAAUUUACAGCUUUUUAUGCCACAAGCAUUCUGGGUAUAUUUUCACCCUAGAGCCCCUUGGACAACAAUAAUGUGGUAGCAGUUGGGGAAACAUUGUAGAACAGCUAAUAAAGCCAGUGUAGUAUAGUGGCUAGAGUGUCAGACUGGGAGAGACCCGGGUUCAAACCCCCCACUCAGCCAUUAAGCUCAUGGGGUGGCCUUGGGGGCCAGUCACUGCCUCUGGGCCAGACCUAACUUGCAGUGUUGUGGGGAUAUAAUGGGGAGGAGGGGAAGCAUGUUUGCUACCUUGAUCUCCUUGAAGCAAAGGUGGGACAGAAGAAAUGAUGAUGAUGAUGAUGAUGCAGAAUAAAUCCACCAGUAAUGCAAUAUUAUUGUGUCAAGAGCAUGUUGCAAAAUAUGCACACAAUAAAACACUAAUCUGGAGGGGCCUGUGAUUAUUUAAUAUCUCAGGAACUUGUGGUUGUUGUUUUUAAAAAAACCUGUUACUUGCUAUCCUGAGCUUAAAAAUGCAUGACAGCUUUGCUGUCUUCAGGUGCAAAUAUUCAACAUGAAACAAAGCGGGCUUUACAGCCCAUGGGGAAUAUUUUGCAUCGUCUUCUUUCUUCCAGAGUUGCAUCGACUGGAACCGGAGCAUUUUGAAGCGGGAGCUGGGCCUGAGCGAGAGAGAUAUCGUGGACAUCCCUCAGCUGUUCACUCUGGAAGACUCUACAGCGACCGCCUUGUUUCCAGACAUGGUGAGGGUCUUUCCUUGGCGUUUGUGCAGAGGUGUCCAGUGCAGCUCAAACCUUUUCUCUGGAAAUUGGCUUCCGGAGCAGUAACCCCCAGAGAGCUGCUGCCAGUCAGUGUAGGCAGCACUGAGCUAGAUGGGGAGGGGCCAUAGCUCAGUGGCUGAGCAGCUGCCUUGCAAGCAGAAGGUCCCAGGUUCAAUGGCAUCUCCAGGUAGGGCUGGGAGAGGCUGCCUGCACCAAAAUCCUGGAGAACCACUGCGGGUCAAUGUAGACAAUACUGAGCCAAAUGAUUUGACUCAGUGCAAGACAGCUCCCUGUGCUCCUUUUGAAACCAGUCCUCACUUCAGACCCAUGAGGACUGGAAACUUAUUUUACUUUUAAGCGGAGGCAUAACUCAGUGGUGGAGCACCUGCCUUUCCUGCAGAAGGCCCUAGAUUCCAUCCCAAUGGCAUCUCUGACUAAGAGCGGGAGAGACCCUCUGUCUGAAACCUUGGAAAGGCGCUGCUGCCAGUCAGUGUAGUGAACUGUAGGCUGGAUGGAUGGUUAGACUCAGUAGAAGACAGCUUUCUACAUGCUGAACUUUAGCUAGGAUGGCAGAAAAACCAACCCUGACUGUUGCUUUUGGUUGUUUUUGCUCUGCCUAGGUGAACAUGCUCGUCUUGGGGAAGCACCUGGGCAUCCCAAAGCCAUUUGGCCCCAUCAUCCAUGGGCAGUGCUGCCUGGAAGAGAAAGUCCGCUCCUUGCUGGAACCGCUGGGGCUGAACUGUACCUUCAUCGAUGACUUUUUCUCCUACCACAUCUUGUCUGGCGAGGUCCACUGCGGCACCAACGUCCUCCGAGAACCCUUCUCCUUCCACUGGUGGGACACAACACCUUGA